UGAAAUAGACACUUUGGCACAUUGUUCAUGAGGAAAAAUAGUUAAGAAAUAGUUUAAUUUAAGAUACUUUAAUGAGUUUGUGCUGUGUCAUUGUCAAGAAUCGCUGACUGUAAAUUGCACCAACUCUACCUUUGAACUAUAUAUGAAAUAAUUUCUCAUAGAACGACUAUCACCAAGUUUGCAUCCUGAUCUCACAGACUGUCUGGUUUAAAUCAAGGGACUGUUUUCUUUUCUGAUUUUCUUUGCACUGUUGAUAAGUGCUGUAAAGCCAGCAUUGCUGUCCGUGGUUCUGAAUUGUACCUUAUCAAUGUGUGAUGAACUCACAAAACCGAAACAGAAUUGUUUUUAAGCAUAGCAUGUAUACAAAUACAUGUCAGCUUAGGUAAUAAUUGCAGCUCAAUGUUUUACACGUAGGAUCACUUGGCCUUUUUCAGUGACCCCAUGAGAUUUAAUAGUGUUACAUUUCUCAUCACUUAAAAAUGGAAAGGAGACAUGUUAAUCCGCCAUACUUCAGUUACUUAUAAUUCAAGCUACUAAAGUGAUUUUUGUUAACCUUUGGCGGUGCGGUGGGGGGAUUGGUUUCUUAGCGUUUGUGUAGGCAAUCCAUUUAUUUUUAAACAUAAAAAGCAAUGAAGAAAAUGCACAAUAUUUAACAGUGCGGCGGUAUUAUAUCUGGUGGGGGAUGUAGUUAUGACUUAUGUCCACGUGGGGACGAUGCAGACCAUCACAUUUAUACGAUCUGCUCGGUAACGGCUCCUCCCUGAUUCAGCGGAUGAUGCAUAAACGGUCUUUGUCACAAAGCGAGGUCAGUCGACAAAGAAUGGUUGUCUUGUUUGGUUGUGAACAUGCCGGCAUAUUUAUUUGAAAUAUUUCUUUCAUUCAUCUCAUACCUGCUGUAACAUAGCGUCACGUCGUAAUUAUGAAUUUGCCGGAAAGAAUCAGCUCAGUGUGGAUUUAUCUGUUCUUCGUGGUGCUGGAUUGUUGCUGGGAAUCGGCGCAAGGGCAGCUCUCUUAUUCCAUCUCAGAGGAGGUAAAUCCAGGGACUGUUGUCGGAAAUAUCGCCAAAGAUUUGAAUAUCAAUGUCCAGGAUUUGGAGCACCGCAUGUUUCAGAUCGUUGCCGGAUCGAAGAGAAAAUAUUUCGAGGUAAAUCUGAAGACUGGCGUCCUCUACGUUAAUGAGAGAAUAGAUCGAGAGGAACUCUGUGGCGAUGAACAGAAAUGCUCACUUACUAUAGAAGCCGUUAUUAACAACCCUUUGAAAUUGUACCGCAUUGAAAUUAUUAUAUUGGACGUGAAUGAUAAUUCCCCAUCGUUUCUCAGCAGGUCUCAGACAAUUAACAUUACUGAAAGCACAGCAGCAGGGACUAAAUUUUUAUUAAAGCGAGCUCACGAUGCAGACGUUGGAAGGAAUUCAGUGAAUACCUAUAAGCUUAGUCAAAAUGAGCAUUUUUCUCUGGCUACAAAUAAAGGAGAUAGUAUAACUCCCGAAUUAGUGCUUCAGAAAGUUUUAGACAGAGAAAAACAGACCGCGAUAAAAUUCACCCUGACCGCCACUGACGGAGGAACACCUGCUAAAUCCGGCAGUAUGACUAUUACAAUCAAUGUUUUAGAUGUUAAUGACAAUACUCCCGUUUUUAGUCAAACACUUUACAAAACCAGUGUGUAUGAGAACGUGAAGAUUGGAACAUCAAUAAUAACUCUGAAUGCUACCGAUUUAGAUGCAGGUCAAAACGGACAAAUAUCAUAUUCAUUUAUGGAAAUAGACCAGGGGAAACAAACUAAUCUGUUUGCUAUAGACAGAAAUACUGGGACUGUAACAAACACAAAGAAUAUCGACUUUGAAGAGAAUAAUGCAUUUGAGAUAAGAGUACAAGCCAGUGAUGGAGCCUCCUCUCCUAUGACUUCACAUGCAAAAUUAUUGAUUGAAGUUUUAGACGUUAAUGACAAUGAACCUGAAAUUUCAGUGACAUCUCUGUUGAACACAGUGAAAGAAGACGCGUCCAUUGGCACCGCAAUUGCUCUUGUUUCAGUGUUUGAUAAAGAUGGAGGAAAAAAUGGACUGGUGAACUGUAAGAUUUCCAAUAAUGUUCCUUUUAAAUUAGAGUCAAAUUAUAAGAAUUACUACUCGUUGGUUGUUGACGGUCCUCUCGACAGAGAGAGUUCACCUCAAUACAACAUUAGUAUCACUGCUUCUGAUGAAGGCAGCCCUCCUCUAUCCAGCAACAGCAUUAUUAAUGUACAUGUCUCUGAUGUGAAUGAUAACAAACCUCUAUUUACAGAAGAUGUCAUUAAUGUCUAUAUGAAAGAAAAUAGUCCAGUAGGAGCAGUUCUAAAAACUGUGUCAGCACUGGAUGCAGAUAUUGAUCAAAAUGGUCAGGUGAGCUAUUCAUUUUUACAAAGUAACAGUAACUCAUUGCCACUAUCUACAAUGAUUAAUAUAAACUCAGAGACUGGCGACAUUAUUAGUCUGCAGUCUUUUAAUUAUGAGGAAUUAACAACGUUUCAGUUCAAAGUUCAGGCCACAGACUCUGGUGUUCCUCCGCUCAGUAGCAACGUGACUGUAAAUGUUUUUAUUAUGGAUGAGAAUGACAAUAGUCCCUCGAUUCUUGCACCUUAUUCUGAGCACGGUUCCGUUAAUAGUGAGAGCAUCCCCUAUUCUGCUGAAGCUGGAUACUUUGUAGCUAAGAUCAGGGCUGUAGAUGCAGACUCUGGAUACAAUGCUCUGCUUUCUUAUCACCUGUCUGAGCCCAAAGGAAACAACCUGUUCAGGAUCGGAACCAGCACCGGGGAGAUCAGGACUAAGAGGAGAAUGAGUGACAAUGAUCUGAAAACUCACCCCUUGGUGGUGCUGGUCUCUGAUAAUGGAGAACCCUCCCUGUCAGCUACUGUGUCUAUUGAAGUGGUGGUGGUUGAAAGCACUGCUGACAUCCAGACUCAGUUCAGACAUGUGCCUAUAAAGGAGGACAACUUCUCUGACUUGAACCUGUAUCUGCUCAUCGCCAUUGUCUCAGUGUCGGUGAUCUUUCUGCUGAGCCUCAUCAGUUUAAUAGCUGUCAAAUGCCACAGGACAGACAGUUUCAGCAGGUACAGCGCCCCCAUGAUCACCACCCACCCUGACGGGAGCUGGUCUUACUCUAAAUCUACUCAGCAGUACGACGUGUGUUUCAGCUCAGACACACUGAAGAGUGAUGUAGUGGUUUUCCCUGCACCGUUUCCACCUGUAGAUGGUGAGCUUAUCAGUAUUAACGAAGGAGACACUUUUACCAGGACACAGACUUUACCCAACAAAGAAAAGGUAGGGUAUUUUUGCUUAAUGUUUAUGAAAUACCUACAUUGCUAGAUAAUGCAAGUGUCAACUUUUGAGGCAGUUUUAUCCAUUCAAAUCUUUCUGCUGUCCGUGGUGCUGAAGAAGAGAACAUAGUGGACCAGCAGUUAGCAGUUAAGCUGCACUAAAAUCUGCACAUAGAAAGCACAAAUUAAACAUAUAUACAAUAAUUAUAUUUAACUGAAUUUCAUUCUACUUCAUAUGGUGUGUGGUUAGUGUGAUUUGUAGCGAUUUAACUGACUAUGGCAAAAAUACAGAAAUGUCUGGACUGAAUGCUUAAUGGUUUACAGUCUUUGGAGUUUGUAGUUCUCCCAUUGGCUACACUGUGGUUGAGAUACAGUUUGUGUCUAUAUUAAAGUGGAAUUUAAAUAUCCUGGUGUUAAAGUUCCCCCUGUAUGCCUUAGUCAGUGGAGUGAACAUGUCAAUAUCAAACCAGUCUGAUGACUACAAUUUCGAAAAAAUACAUAUAAGACAUUCCAAGAUAAGAUUAAUCAUAAAGAGUGUACUGCUUCUUUCUUGAAUACAGUAUUUGAUGUUCUCUCACACUGUAACACAUAAAACCUACAUCUGUACUUUUUUGUGUGUUAGGGUACAUUUUAAUAAGCUAUUUAUCCACCUCAGUUAUAUGUAUUGAAAAUAUUACCUUGUAGUGGUUAAAACAUGUUAAGAUUUGUUAUAAAUAAAUUCCACAGAUCUCAUACUCAAAAAAUUCUUCUAAUAUACAAUUCCACUUGGCUUCCUACUUUGUUAAACAACAGCUGCUUAAACAGCUGGGAUUACUGCAAAGUUUCAGCUUUUAACUUGACAUUAAUACUGUCUCAUCCAAAUACGUUGUCCUUUUUUUUGCCUAAAGCAAAGCUAUCCCAAUUAGUGAAGAGAACGACUACACUGACUACUUCCUUCUAUGAAAAUAAUGCAUACAUAUUUUUGUUUUGGUGCCAAAACUAAUAUUUGGUUGCAAGUUAAUUACAUAAAUGUUUGGUAAAAGAAAGGAGCACUAUAGUUCUGAGAGUUUAGAUAUUUGCUGAUUUGUUGAGAAAUAAACAUCUAUGGUUGAAUUUCAUCUUGCUGUCUAAAUAGAUUGUGAUGUUUUCAGGAAAGUAAAUCCGUCCACACGGUAUUAAUAUAAUAUUUGUGACUCAAUACUUCAUCUGUCUGCGUGCUUUGAAUGAAAUGCAUCCGCAUAAUGACGAUCUAUCCAUGGUUCUGAAGUAUGUGGCGGCUCCUUACUGCUUCAAUGAAAGUAUUUAGUAAUACACUAGAAGUCCAGACGCUGUCAUUUUUGUGUGAUCUUCGCAGCAUGAUUGAUUUACCUGUGGUGAUUUCAAACAAGUUUGACUGGAACAACAUCAACAAUAUUGUAGUUACCUCAAAUGUCCAUGAGGCGACAGUCUAGACCGUAACACCGCCGACUGGUCAGGGACGUGUUCAGGCCCCUCCCACAUUAAAAGGAUCAUUUUUGUCAGGGCUUUGUUAGAAUAAGACGCAGGGCGAGGAGGAACGGAUGUAGAAAAUGCACCGACAUUUAAUAUAGCCUUUUGAACGACACCUGGCUCCAGUCAGCGAAAGAUAAGUAGAAGGACGGAUCUAUGCUUUGUUCUCGUCGUAUGG
Molecule: messenger RNA, 4936 nt
Organism: Mugil cephalus (flathead mullet)
Lineage: Eukaryota; Metazoa; Chordata; Actinopteri; Mugiliformes; Mugilidae
Product: protocadherin alpha-8-like
Exons: 1
Coding region: 920-3340 (806 amino acids)
Biological process (GO): homophilic cell-cell adhesion
Cellular component (GO): plasma membrane
Molecular function (GO): calcium ion binding
Source: RefSeq, a predicted model, not a curated record